Messenger RNA from Dioszegia hungarica, 2049 nucleotides. RefSeq lists its product as uncharacterized. Lineage: Eukaryota; Fungi; Basidiomycota; Tremellomycetes; Tremellales; Bulleribasidiaceae. Gene Ontology annotation, molecular function: protein heterodimerization activity. The transcript has 2 exons. The record is from RefSeq and is a predicted model, not a curated record. The coding region runs from base 1 to 2049 and encodes 682 amino acids.
AUGGCGUCUGCAUCGCCCUCCCCAGAUGCUCUCCUCCACUUGGCGACCCUGCAUAUCCUCUCGACCGCCGGCUUCCCGUCCACCUCCCGAGCUGCCUCGCUCACUCUCUCGUCCAUCGCGGCCAAGUACCUCCGGACAGUCGCGCAGGCAUGCACUGAGCAGGCCGCUCUGGCGGGUAGGAGCAAGGUCGGUGCUGGGGAUGUCGUCGAGGUACUAGGGGAGCUAGGUCAGGGAGUUGGAGAAUUGGAAGGAUGGUGGUUGAGCAGGAAAGAAGAGGCGUCGUUUGCUGGUGGAUUCGAGGAUCUGGGCGAACAGCUUAGUCAGGGCAUGGAGCUGCCGGAUGCGCUGGCGGAGCUCAAGCUGGUCCGGAAUUCGGAUCUUCCCCUAGGCAUGGAGGAAUCAGAUGAUGAAUCCACGGAGGAAGAAGAUGAGUCGAUGGAGGUGGACCAGGGCGAGGAGGAUGAAGUCAAACCCCAUAUCGACUUCGACUCAUCAUCCGGGCCACGAUAUACCUAUGUUCGUCCACCGUCACCCGACUUCUCGUGGCUACCGCCUUUACCUGGCAACUCAGCACCCUCGGGAGUCCUCCGUCAGACUCUCGACCCGGCGGACACAUUACCCAGCAACGUACAUGGCGCCGAAGCCGCCGCUGUGCCACAAGAUAAGCUGUCUCUCAUGGACAAAUAUCUCACUCGCCAACCUUUCACAUCCUCCAGUCUCGCCUCCUCCAACUUUAUCGAGCCCCCUCCACACCCGUCCCCCGCCUCCAUCCCACCUCCCUCGUCCUCCUUCCCCGCCCUCCUCGCUACCUACAAGGCGAUCGCUGCCGAGCCUUCCGUCUCCUUCGCUCAAACGCCCCUGCGUAUGCAGGCCGCAGAUCUGCUCCGGCGGGUCAUAGCCCCCCCAGACAUAUUCGGCGUAUCCGACACCCAUUCCGGACCCAUCCCUUCCCCUGCGGGGCUCAUCAUUUCCGCUUCCGCCUCGGACACCCUCCCUCCACCCACCGUCCAAGUCAACCCCAACCCGACCGGUAUCCUUGCCCGCCUCGUAAGAGAGAUGCGGUCCCCGUAUCUUCCACCUACACUACGAGAUAGGCUCAUAUCCCUCCGCCCACCCCUGGCGCUCAACGACGAAGACGGCAAGCCGAUAUAUUACGGCGAUCCCGUGCGUGGCCCAGACGCCGGGAUGCUCAAUAAGGCUCGGGGGAAACCGCCAGCCGGGGACGGGGCGGAGGGUGACGGGAAGGACCAAGAGGCGUAUUAUCGGUAUACGUGGGAUGUGGGACCGAGGGGGCCGGAAAAGUACAAGGGGAAACUACCAUCGGGAAAGAAGGUGGUCAAAAGUGCAGUAGGGGAGGAUGUGCCGAGAGGGAGCGAGGCGGAGAAGAAGCAGGGAGGCGUGACGGGGAUCAAACUCAGGUUGGAUCGAAGUCCGUCUUUCAUCCCUCCUCCGGCUUGGCCGGGCGCCCAGGCGCAGGCGCAAGGACACGGACAAGGGAUGGAGUGGGAACAGUCCCCAGGUGCUGGUCCUUCCCAUGCCCUUCCUUCAGUCGAAGGAGUGGAGAAACGCCCAGGAUCUAUCAGUCUCCGUAUACCUUCGCAAACCCCUCCAACCAUGGGCCGGACAGACGGUCUCUCCCCAACUCCUCCUAUAUCCACACCCCGGAUCCGCCUCUCUCCCUCCUUCGCCGGUCUACCCCCACGUACCGACACACCCCAUUCCAAUCCCACCCACCCCGCUUCUACACCGGAUACGAACCAUUCGCAUCCGUCUCCCGCGUCCGGAUCGAGCGCGCGGAGUAUCAAGAUAACGGGCUGGCAGCCGCCGCCGAGUUCAAAGGUCGUGGUAGGGUGGCAGCCGCCGCCUGAGGGGUCGGUGUCGGGUCAGCUACCGGAGGCAGGCGCGGCUCCACCGUCGGUUUUCGCGCCUCCGGAGGGGGAGGGGUGGAGCUCAGCUGGACCGAGUGCCGCUGUGGCACCUAUGGCGGGUGGGGGUAUCAAGAUUCGAUUUGGGGGACCGAAAAAGAAGGACACUGAAGCAGAAAAGUAG